Molecule: messenger RNA, 1887 nt
Organism: Vigna unguiculata (cowpea)
Lineage: Eukaryota; Viridiplantae; Streptophyta; Magnoliopsida; Fabales; Fabaceae
Product: xyloglucan 6-xylosyltransferase 2 pseudogene
Source: RefSeq, a predicted model, not a curated record
GUCCUGAGGUUACGCGUUUCUGGAUUCACCACAACAAUUACGCUAACGAUGUUCUAAAUUUAGUGUCCGUUUCUGAUUCUGGUUUUCAAAUUGCAUCCAUUUUCCAUUCUGAAUUUGUCUUUUUGCAUUAACAUGUUACAAAAGUGUUUGGGAGCUCAAAGGGCGCGAAGAUUCCAGAGAGCUCUCAGGCAUUGCAAGGUCACCAUCCUCUGCCUGGUCCUCACCCUUGUUGUCCUGCGCGGCACCAUCGGUGCUGGAAAAUUCGGCACGCCGGAGCAAGACUUCGUCGACAUUCGCGACCGUUUCUACUCCCGCAAGCUCCCUGAGAAUGACCACCACCUCGGUCACCUGCAAUCCACGACGUUCAACGAUUCCGAUUCCACCACCAAUUACAAUGUCUUCGACAUCAAUACCAUAUUGGUCGACGAACCAGAAGACGAGAACGGCGAGAAAUUGAACUCGGAAGAGCCGUAUCGUCUCGGCCCCAAAAUAUCGACAUGGGACGAGCAACGAUCUCGCUGGCUUCGCAAUAACCCCAAUUUAUCUAAUUUCGUUCGGCCCAACAAGCCUCGUGUGCUUCUGGUAACUGGGUCGUCGCCGAAACCGUGCGAGAAUCCCGUUGGGGAUCAUUACUUGUUGAAGUCUAUUAAGAACAAAAUUGACUAUUGUCGUUUGCAUGGGAUUGAGAUGUUUUACAACAUGGCACUCUUUGACGCUGAGAUGGCAGGGUUCUGGGCCAAGCUUCCUCUGAUUCGGAAGCUUCUUUUGUCUCAUCCUGAGGUGGAGUUUAUAUGGUGGAUGGAUAGUGAUGCCAUGUUCACGGACAUGGCGUUUGAGGUGCCGUGGGAGAGGUAUAAAGACCACAACUUGGUGAUGCAUGGGUGGGAUGAGAUGGUUUAUGAUGACAAGAAUUGGAUUGGGUUGAACACUGGGAGUUUUCUGCUGAGAAAUUGUCAGUGGUCUUUGGAUAUUCUCGAUGCUUGGGCUCCAAUGGGGCCUAAAGGGAGGGUUAGGGAUGAGGCUGGGAAAGUGCUCACGCGUGAGCUCAAGGAUAGACCUGUUUUUGAAGCUGAUGAUCAAUCUGCCAUGGUUUAUCUGCUGGCUAAGGAUAGGGACAAGUGGGGUGAUAAAGUUUAUCUUGAGAACAGUUAUUACUUGCAUGGUUAUUGGGGGAUUUUGGUUGAUAAGUACGAGGAAAUGAUUGAGAAUUACCAUCCUGGUCUCGGGGAUCAUAGGUGGCCCUUGGUGACUCAUUUUGUGGGGUGCAAGCCUUGUGGGAAGUUUGGGGAUUACCCUGUCGAAAGGUGCUUGAAACAGAUGGAUAGGGCCUUCAAUUUUGGGGAUAAUCAGAUUCUGCAGAUUUAUGGAUUCACACAUAAGUCGUUGGCUAGUAAAGGAGUUAAGAGAAUACGGGACGAGACUAGCAAUCCCCUUGAGGACAAGGAUGAACUUGGGUUGCUUCAUCCAAGCAUUUAAAACAGUUGAGUUUGCAGUUUGCGGAUCUGAUGGUACAAUUAGUGGUCUCAUUAUCCACUGUUACAGUUAAUAUGGUCGCUCUGAACACUAAAUGGUCGAAUCGAACCAAUAAGGACUACGCAGAAACUGGGAUAGUGACUGGACUCACUGCCCAUACACAUUUACAAGGUUACUUGUGAUUUAAGACAAAUUCUAGAUUUAGAGACAGGAAAAGCAAUAUUUUUUCUGUAUCAGAUUCCAUUCUGCCUGUAUGUUAAUUAUGAUCUGAUCUGUAUAUUUUAUAAUCAUCUGCUUUUUCUGAGUGAUAUAAUUUUUAGCUUUUACAUCAUUAAUUAUGAAAAUUGUUUGCGACGUAAGUACCUAACAGGGGGCUGUAACUGGGACUGGGACUGAGAAUUCGCAGUUCUGUAA